AUGGAAGGUAGAAGAAUUGGAUCAGUGAAGUUAAACCGAGGAAUUUUACAGGGAGACUCAUUGUCUCCUUUACUAUUUGUUAUGGUAUUAGAUCCUCUAAGCAGGAUCCUUAAUUCCGUGUUUCCAAAACUUGAAAUUAACCAGGAAGAUCCCAAUAUGUUAACAUAUUCUACUAAUCAUUUGCUAUUUAUUGACGAUCUAAAAAUAUUUGCUCUCAAACAAGACACUUUACUCAAAAUGAUGGAAGCUGUUAACGGAUUUUUUAAAAUUGUUGGUUUGGAGAUGAAUUCAGAAAAAUCAGCGUCUAAUUUGGAAUCAUUAUCAUGUUGUAAGACUAUUGACGGAAUCAGUGGAUAUCGGUAUUUGGGUGUACUUGAAGAUGGUGGAAGCAAUGUUCUUAAGAAUAGAGUUAUGGACUCUAUCUUUGAGAAUGUUAAGAAGAGGAUAACUAUGCUAUCGAAAACAAAACUCAACUCUGUGAAUCUGUUUCGUGCUAUAAAUGAAUAUGCAUUGUCACUAUAUAAAAAUUAUAUUGGGCUAAUCAAUAUUGAACCUUCUGAAUUUGAUGAUAUUGACAGACAAAUACGGCAAUUGCUUACGUCGCUCAGAUUACAUCUCAAACCUGCAAAUAAAGAGAGACUGUAUUUAAACCGGAAGGCUCUUGGAAGAGGGCUUUCAUCAGUUACUUUCAAAAGUGAACUAAUGCUCUUUCAGUUCCUUACGAGUCUGGAAAAUAUGUCAACUAUAUGCUUACGGAGGGCGGGGAUUCUGCGUGUAAUUAAAAUGAAUAAAUGGCAUUUGGCUAUGAUCGCAGGAUUUCUAUCCUCCAAAUAUGCAAUUAUUGAUAAGAAGAGUAUUACUAUGGAGUCUCUAAAGUUCAGUCAGAUACAAUAUUUACAAAAGAAAAUUAGUUCUAAAGCACUACAUUCUGUGCUUUUCAAAUGUGUGGAUGAACCUAAUGUUGAUUUACCUGCAUCCUCAGAAUGGCUAUCUAAUGGAAAUAAUGGGCCACGAAGCGAAGCAUUGUAUUCUCUUUUGCAAGAUCGAAACUUGUUCUUUGCAUCCGCUGACUCAUUAUGCAAUCAUUGUAAGAAAAGCAAGAAAACUGUUGACCACAUGGCUAUCAGUGUGGUAAAAUGCUCAACAGUGAUUAUCUCCGGAGACACAACGAAGUUGUGA
Molecule: messenger RNA, 1179 nt
Organism: Octopus sinensis (East Asian common octopus)
Lineage: Eukaryota; Metazoa; Mollusca; Cephalopoda; Octopoda; Octopodidae
Exons: 1
Coding region: 1-1179 (392 amino acids)
Source: RefSeq, a predicted model, not a curated record